AUGCCGCUGCAUCCUCAACAUCUCCAACACCCCCCCACCCCUCCCCUGCAUCCCCAGUGGCCCACCCCCCGGCACUGCAUCCUCCCCAUCUUCAUCCAUCCCCACGUUAUCCACCCCCCCGCAACCCCCACCCCCCCUCCUCAUUCCCACCUCCCCCUCUCGCCCUCCCCCCCCCCCAUCCUCCUCCCAGCCGCUGCAUCCCCCCGCUCCCCCCCCCCGCAUCCCUCCAGCCCCCCCGCUCCCAAUCCCGGGCCCCACCCCUGUCCCCCCCCCCUCCUCCCGCAGCCCAAUCACGGCGGGUCGGAUGAAUUCAAACCCCGGCCCCGCAAGCGCCGGCGGCGGUUCCGCUCCGGGAAGCGGCCGGGAACGGGGCCGGUCCGGUCCGGUCCGGAUGGGCUCGGGGAGCCGCGGGGCGGGCGCGGAGCGCAGCCCAAGAAAGCUGGACCCUGGAGAUCUUCCCUCACUGACGUGGCUGUUCGGACACAGCCUUCUCCUCCUCCUGCUGCAAUAGCAAUGCUAGUGUCCCCAUGCAGCUGCAGUGAGGAGCUCUUGGCUUGGUCAGGAGUGAAUCCCCAGCUUGGCGUAGCAGCGCCAGUGGCUAUGGAGUGACCUGUGCUCCGGGUGCGUGGCUGAAGCGGCUGCCUGGGCACCGAAUGCGCCCGGCCCACGUGCUCCUCGCCUCUGCCAUGAAUGAUGCAUCGACGAUGGAUUAUGAACUGCUGUCCCCCUCCUUGGUUGAGCACCCAGCCGGCUCUGCGGGUAUGGAUGCUGAGCAGAAAACCGUCUUUGCCUUUGUCAUCUUCCUUCUGGUCUUCUUGGUGAUGCUGAUGGUGCGCUGCUUCCGCAUCCUGCUGGACCCCUACAGCCGCAUGCCCGCCUCCUCCUGGACUGACCACAAGGAGGGGUUGGAGAGGGGCCAGUUUGACUACGCCUUGGUGUAGAGGGCAGGGAUGGGGCGAGCCUGGGUGCUCUGUGUGCCUCCCACCCCGGCUGGCCCCGGCCCCGGCCCCCCCUUCCUCUGUGGUGUUGCCCUGGGCCAGCAAGGAUGCUCUGGGCAGGGAGGGGAGGUCAGGCUCUCGCCCGGGGUGGGUUUUCUAGGGGUUUCUCUCUUUUCUAAGCACUUUUCAGUUCUCUUUGCAGUCUGCAGGACUCUUGGAGAGAUAUGUUGGAGGGGGAGAUGUGGCUCUGCAUGGUCCCUGCUGCCCACCGUGGGACAGGGGCAGGAGGUGAUGGGGCAGGGCAUGGCGGGACCUGCCCUUGGCCACAGCCCACAGGGCUCCUGCUCUGGGUGGCUCUGCCUGGUGCCAGGCCAGAGCUUUGACCCCCACCUCCUCCUGCCCCCCCAUGUCACCCUCGUCUGUGUCCUCCGGGGAGUGCUGAUCGUGGUCCAGUGCGUGUGUGUGUGUGUCCCUGUAGCUGAGCUGUGUCUGUCAGGGGGUUUAUAGGCACCAGACCCAAGUGCUGGCUUUGUUCUUCUCUGUGUGGCAGCCCCAAGUGCCCCCCACCCCCAGUCCAUAAGUGAUGGGGAGAUGGAGACCCCCAUGUGCAGCCCCCUUUGGGCAUCCAGCCCUGCAGCCUGCUCCGCUUUACACCGCAGUGACCUGUCCAUGCCCAACUGGUGAAGAUGGUCUGAGCAAGGUGCAGUCAAGCAGCUUCCUGCAGACCUGCCGGGGGGGCCCUGCUGGGAUCCCAGGAGGCAUCCAUGAUCCCAUACAACACUUGGGAGAUGCUUCUCAGCCAGCCCAAGCCUGGCAGCCUCCGACUGUUAUCCCACUACGGCCAGUCCCUGCUACAGAGGGAUUGGGGUGGCCUCCCCAUGGCUGGGGGUUGCUGAAAGGGGCAGAGGGGGGUGACUCUUCCCUGGCCAUCCUGUAUCUGGGUAUCAGAAGGUGUGUGUAAGUAGCUGAGGGGAAAGUAGUGUAAGUAGCUGUCCUCCUGCCGCUCUGCUGAACCAUGCCUAGUGAGUCGGGGUGCUGCAGCUAGCCCAGGGCUAGCCAAAGCCGUGGUGGGUUAUGGUGUGGGCUGGUAAGAAGGUUUAUACUAAGGGAUGUGAGCACAUGGGGGAGAACCUCUCCCUCCACCAUGGAAAUAAAGCUGCACUGUGCUAACCCCA
Molecule: messenger RNA, 2113 nt
Organism: Strigops habroptila (Kakapo)
Lineage: Eukaryota; Metazoa; Chordata; Aves; Psittaciformes; Psittacidae
Product: leucine-rich repeat extensin-like protein 3
Exons: 3
Coding region: 1-609 (202 amino acids)
Source: RefSeq, a predicted model, not a curated record